AUGGACCCACAAGACCUUGAGUUCAUCAACGAUUCGCUAGACCGCGACGUUGAGCUAAGAGAAAAAAUCAAGGAAGAAGUCGGCGAACUCGAUAGGAAAACAAGGUCAAUGGUGGGACUCCUAAAUAAAAUCCAUUCGACCCCCCAAGACAAAAUUCCGCCUCUUGUGGAUUCAGUGCGGCCUGGACUGCAGGACUUGCAGACAACGACCACUGCGAUAUACGAGCUCAUACCUCCAGACCAGUUCUGGCGAUGGAAAGAAAUGUGGUCCAACUCCAUGCGGAACGCAGUAUUCUGCGCGACUUUGAUGGAGUAUCUUACCAGCGGUACCCUCAUGUCGUUGGCCAGUGCUAGCGCAGCCCUUGGUAUACGAGAGGAAUGGAAGAAUCGCUUUACUCUUCCUGCUGAGGACUACCUACACGGACUUAUUACCCUGGUUAAUGAAUUGUCUCGUUUGGCGGUCAACGCGGUUACACUGGGCAAUUACGAAGAACCGAUUCGAAUUUCGAAGUUCGUCAAAGAUUUGUUUGCAGGAUUUUCCAUGCUCAAUCUGAAGAACGAUACUUUGCGACGCAGAUUCGACAGCCUGAAAUAUGACAUCAAGAAAAUCGAAGAAGUCGUCUAUGAUGUAUCACUUCGUAAAUUGGCGCAUCCAGCAUGA
Gloeophyllum trabeum ATCC 11539 is the source of this 660-nucleotide messenger RNA. RefSeq names its product Translin. The transcript is spliced from 7 exons. Lineage: Eukaryota; Fungi; Basidiomycota; Agaricomycetes; Gloeophyllales; Gloeophyllaceae. Gene Ontology annotation, cellular component: nucleus; cytoplasm. Gene Ontology annotation, biological process: RNA metabolic process. Gene Ontology annotation, molecular function: RNA binding; single-stranded DNA binding; sequence-specific DNA binding. Bases 1 to 660 code for a protein of 219 amino acids. The record is from RefSeq and is a predicted model, not a curated record.